Eruca vesicaria subsp. sativa (arugula) is the source of this 483-nucleotide messenger RNA. The record is from the annotation of a GenBank genome assembly. Lineage: Eukaryota; Viridiplantae; Streptophyta; Magnoliopsida; Brassicales; Brassicaceae.
AUGGGGGACAAUGGGAACGGCCAGACCGAAGCUAGACCAUAUAGAAUGAUGGUCUACAAAACCGGCGAGGAUUGGCCAGGAACAUCGGGAGGAGGCAGCCAAACUAUUGGUGGCAUAGGUGGAAACUCAUCCAAUGGCGGCGGUAGAGUGAACACUGGUGGUGGAAGCCAUAAUGGCGGAGGAGAUGGAACCAACGGUGGCGGGAACGCUAGGACUGGUGGUGGCGGCGAAGGGAAUAUGAAAAACGGUGGUGGAGAGGGAGGAGGAGGUGAAGGAACAAGCGGCGCAGGGGGUGGUGGUGGUGGUGAUGGAACUAGAGGCGGUGGAUUCGGCCUUGGACGUGGCGAUGGACGCGGUGGUGGUGGAGAUGGAACUAAAGGUGGUGGACGUGGUCUUGGACGGGGUCUUGGACGUGACGGUGGACGAGGUGGAGGUGGAGAUGGAACCAACGGUGGUGGACGGGGUCUUGGACGCGGUGGUUGA